Messenger RNA from Jatropha curcas, 4421 nucleotides. NCBI's taxonomy places the organism in Eukaryota, Viridiplantae, Streptophyta, Magnoliopsida, Malpighiales, Euphorbiaceae. The record is from RefSeq and is a predicted model, not a curated record.
GAGAUGUCAGAAAAUGGAGACGAUUCACUUUUAUUGUCCGAAAGUACUUUCAAAUUUGCAUCAAACAAGUUCAGAGAAGAAAGAUGAAUCAAUAAUGAAGAAGAUAGAAAAGUGAAGGAAAAUGAGAGGAGGUUAUGGAAAAUGAGAGAAAGUGAGGGGGAAAAUGGAGAGGUGGAUUUAUACAGUAAUUGCUUCCGGUCGUCAAGGCAAUCCUUCUUGAACCAAAAACUAUACUAGCUUCAAAUACGUAGGAUUUUUCUUUGUUUCAAGCUUUCUGAUGUUACUACUGAAGAUCUCUUGAAGUGUAACUGAACCUGGAAAGUGACAAGAGCUUGUUCCCUGUUCAGUAUUUUAGGCAAAUUCAUCUUUUUCGGCAUCUCACCAUGGUUACUGACCUUACCUGUGGGCAAAGUUUGUAACUUGUUACAUAUUUGAUGGGUUGUUCAUGUGCAUCUUUCAUCUAUUUUUCAUGGCAUUGGGGUUAAUCCCAAUCAAGUCAAUAUAAAUGGAGAGGAACCUGAACAAUAUUGGAAUGGAAAAACCAGACAUGCAUAAACAACUUCAACAUGGUUCCAGGGAACCUGGACAUGAGGGAUUGCCGCCUGCAUCUCAAGUAUUUAUGCGAGACCCUACAAGCAGCAGAAAUACUAAUGUGAGAGUUCCUGACCUAAAUGUACCAGAAGUUAAGCCUGUACUUAAUUAUUCCAUACAGACAGGUGAGGAGUUCGCUCUUGAGUUUAUGCGUGAUCGAGUUAAUCAUAAGAUUCCUCUCAUCCCAAAUACUGUAGGUGAUCCCAAUUAUGCAACGGGUUAUAUGGAACUAAAAGGGAUUUUAGGAAUCAGUCAUACUGGGUCUGAAAGUGGGUCUGAUAUAUCAAUGCUAACAAUAGUGGAGAAAGGUCCAAAAGAAUUUGAAAGGACAAACUCAUUGUUGCACGAGGAGAGAAGCAACUAUGGGUCAGUUCAGUCAGUACCACGAACUUCAUCCGGUUAUGGAAGUCGAGGACCUGUACUUGGUUAUACCUCCUCAGGAACCUCUGAUAGCUUGUCUGGAAGGAUGAAAGUUCUUUGCAGCUUUGGUGGUAAGAUCCUACCUCGUCCUAGCGAUGGAAAGCUCAGGUAUGUUGGAGGUCAAACACGCAUUAUACGCAUAAGUAAGGACAUUUCGUGGCGGGAGCUGAAGCAGAAAACCUUAGCGAUUUAUGAUCAGGUUAAUGUGAUAAAAUAUCAGCUACCUGGAGAGGAUCUUGAUGCUCUGGUUUCUGUUUCAAGUGAUGAGGAUCUUCUGAAUAUGAUGGAGGAAUGGAAUGAAGUUGAAGAUAGAGAAGGAUCACAGAAGCUCAGGAUGUUUUUAUUCUCCAUGAGUGAUUUAGAUGAAGCACAGUUUGGCCUGGACAGUGUGGAGGGUGAUUCUGAAGUUCAGUAUGUGGUUGCUGUUAAUGGUAUGGACUUUGGAUCCAGAAGGAACUCGACCUUGCAUGGUUUGGCAAGUUCUUCAGGAAAUAAUUUAGAUGAGUUAGAUAGAAUAAAUACCGACAGAGAGACUGCUAGAGUGGCAACUGUCUCUGUUGGAGUCAGCACUUUGCCAUUGAUUGCUCAACCAAUUCUUCAAAGUUCCUAUAGUGCCUAUGAAACUCAUCCACAGGUUUAUCAUGGCCAGGUGAUAGAUCAUGGACAAAAUCAGCACUUACUGCCACAUAAUCAAAACAGGUCUUCUGAUUACUUCCCUGUUGCAGAAACUCCUCAUUCAAUCCCUGGACAUAUAAAUCAACAAGGAGGUUUGAAUGAAGGACAGACAAGUACUAGCUUUCAGCAGGUGCAUAAUUCUCAGACACUAAUAAAGGAGGAGAAGACAAAAGCUGAUGGUUCAGUUCAGCAAGACAUUGAUCCCGGAAAAACUCAUCCCAUUGGAAAUGUUUACCCUGUUCCGAUCGAUGAAGCACAGCUGGAUCUUCAUUCCCUGCCCUCAAAAAAUGAGGGAAAUUGCCAAGAAUCUGUAAAGGUCUCUUCUUCUGUUGAUGCUGUGAAUCCAGUUCAGGUUCCUAAAUCUUGUGAAGACGAUCAAUGUUCCACAGCUGAUGAUAUGUUUGGUCCAGGCAAUGCUGAUUCAGUGUCCAAUCUCAUUGACUUGAACUACCCUGAACCAUCAGUGCCUACUCAGAGAGUUUAUUAUUCGGAACGAAUACCACGGGACCAAGCAGAGUUUCUGAAUAGGUUAUCGAAGUCUGAUGACUCUCUUGGUUCUCAGUUGCUUAGUUCAAUUGCAGAAUCUGUUGAAAAGUUGCAUCAAAGUAAUUUGGCUCCCCAAAUGGAGCAUUCCGUGUCAACUUCAAAACCACCGUAUGCAGAUACUCAAACCGUCAAUGAUGGACUUGCCCAACUUCAGAAGUAUAAGGAGUUUGCUGAUGCAGUUUCUCAGAUGAAUAAAAAUCUCUCUGAUUCUGAAGAUGUAGAUAGCGGGUUACAGCAGGCAAUUCCAAGUAACUUAGAUGGUAAAGAUUCUGUUGACCAGGAUGAAGUUCUUAAGACCAACCGUGACACGGGUUAUAACAGGAAAGCCCAGGCUGAGGAAACGGGAGAAGUUGGAUCUGGACAUCUUGCUGUGCACCAAGUAACCGCUGCUGUGCCUGAUCCUGCUUCAAAACCUUCAGACCCUAAACGGGUUGAGAUAACUGGCAAGGAUCUCCCUAAUCAUAAUAAUGGAAUACCUUCUGUUGGUGUUCUGGCCACAAAGCAGGCAGACAUCAGUAUAGAUAUUAAUGACAGAUUUCCUCAAGAUUUCCUUUCUGAAAUUUUCACCAGAGGAGUACUUGCUGAGGACACAUCUGCUGUUAACCCAAUACAGAAAGAUGGACCUGGCGUGAGUGUAAACAUGGAAAAUCAUGAGCCUAAGCACUGGUCAUAUUUUCAGAAGUUGGCACAGGAAGGGUUUGUUCAAAAAGAUGUUUCUCUUAUUGACCAGGAUCGUCUUGGUACUCCUCCUGCACUUGCAAAAAUUGAAGAAGGAGAUCAGAACUCUUAUCAUUUUGCACCUUUGACAACUGAUGGGAUAUCAAUGACCCAUGAGUAUUCCCAACUUGAUUUUGGUGAAGACAUUAAGAAAAAUUUACCAGGAAUGAUAGGAGCCGACUCAGUAAUGCUUUCUGAUUUUGAUCCUUCUCAAGUACAGGAUAGUGAAAGUAUGCAGUUUGAUGCUAUGAUGGAGAACCUAAAAUCGCCUGAGUCAUGCUUUGAGGGUGCAAAUAUCGAAAAUAGGAAUGUUGGCCUACCUCCGCUUGAUCCAUCUCUGGUAGAUAUCGACAUCAAUGCUCUGCAGAUCAUAAAAAAUGAUGACCUUGAAGAGCUGAGAGAACUGGGCUCUGGUACUUUUGGGACUGUGUAUCAUGGAAAAUGGAGGGGAUCAGAUGUUGCCAUUAAGAGGCUGAAGAAGAUCUGUUUCACUGGUCGGUCAUCAGAGCAGGAGAGAUUGACAUUAGAGUUUUGGCGGGAAGCUGAAAUCCUUUCAAAGCUUCAUCAUCCAAAUGUGGUGGCAUUUUAUGGAGUGGUGCAAGAUGGACCUGGAGGGACAUUAGCUACUGUGACAGAGUACAUGGUUGAUGGUUCUCUUAGACAUGUCUUACUAAAGAAGGACAAGUAUCUAGAUCGUCGGAAGCGACUUCUGAUAGCUAUGGAUGCUGCAUUUGGAAUGGAGUAUUUGCACUCGAAGAAUAUUGUGCAUUUUGAUUUGAAAUGUGACAACUUGCUUGUCAACUUGAAAGAUCCCCAGCGACCAAUCUGCAAGGUUGGUGAUUUUGGCCUGUCGAAAAUUAAACGAAACACCCUGGUUUCUGGUGGUGUGCGGGGAACUCUACCGUGGAUGGCUCCGGAGCUGCUAAAUGGGAGCAGCAAUAAGGUGUCAGAAAAAGUUGAUGUGUUCUCCUUUGGAAUUGUCUUGUGGGAGAUCCUCACAGGUGAUGAGCCGUAUGCCAACAUGCACUAUGGUGCCAUCAUAGGAGGAAUUGUAAAUAAUACAUUGAGGCCAACCAUUCCAAGCUUCUGCGAUCCAGAAUGGAAAAGGCUGAUGGAGCAGUGUUGGGCGCCUAAUCCUGCAGUGAGGCCAUCCUUCUCCGAAAUUGCUGGUCGAUUGCGAGUAAUGUCUACAGCUGCUGGCCAAACCAAAGGACACGGUAACAAAAUAUCCAAGUAAAGCGAUGCAGGACGGGAAGCAUAGCAGCGGUUAUACGAUUACUUUAUUUCAGAAAAGAAAUUAAAACAAAGAUUUUUAUUUCUUUACUUUUUUUUUUUUUUUUCUGAUAAAAUUAGGUUUACAGAUUUUUAAAUGGAUUUUUAUUAUUGGGUGAAAAAAAAAAUCCAAAAUCUUAAAGGAUUAUGUUUUUCUCAUUGUCUUCUCAUUAUAAUAUUAUUAGGUUCAUGGUUUAUUA